Messenger RNA from Capsicum annuum, 1340 nucleotides. Its product is annotated as GATA transcription factor 1. The transcript has 2 exons. NCBI's taxonomy places the organism in Eukaryota, Viridiplantae, Streptophyta, Magnoliopsida, Solanales, Solanaceae. Gene Ontology annotation, biological process: regulation of DNA-templated transcription. Bases 295 to 1047 code for a protein of 250 amino acids. The record is from RefSeq and is a predicted model, not a curated record. Gene Ontology annotation, molecular function: zinc ion binding; sequence-specific DNA binding.
UUUUUUCAUAUCAACACAACUCAAAAUCAAAACUUCUAAAUUUUUGUUUUUUUUUAAAAAUAUCUCAUUCACCACGAAUACCAAUAUAAGAAAGAGAGAGGAAACAUAUUCUCUUUUUCCUACCCACCAUUACUUCUCCUUCCCAACAUCUCUCUCAACAAAUUCAAACCAAACACACAUCCAAAAAGAAAAAAAAAAAAACCAAAAACUUCUUGAAUUCCAUUUUUUCCUUCUUCUAUUCUAUACAAUAAUAUUCUCUCUAAUUUUUUUUUCUUCUUUGUUGAAAUUAUUUUUAUGAAAAUGGAAAUUAUGGACACAACAUGUUUUAUGGUAGAUGAUGAUAUUUUAAAUUUCUCAUUAGAUGAUGAAAAAUACCAAACUUCUUGUUCUUCUUUUGAAUCUUCAAAUACCAUUGGAUUUCUUCCACAUGAUCAUCAUAGUCAUUCAUUUCCUGAUUUUGUGGAGGAAGAAUUGGAAUGGCUUUCAAAUAAAGAUGCAUUUCCAGCAGUUGAGUUUGACAUAUUCUCUGAUCAUAUCCCUAGUGUCAUAUUUGAUCACCAUAGCCCAGUUUCAGUACUGGAAAAUAGUAGCACCACCACGACGAGCCACAGCAGUUGCAACAUAAAUGUUAAAGAGAACGCGGUUAUGAGCCGCGCCCCUGGGAUCUUACAAGUCCCCGUUAACCAUCCUGUUGGUGCACGGAGCAAGAGAAGGCGAAGAACCGCCUUUGCUGAGUGGGGAAACCAAGUGAAAUUGAAGAACACUACUAAGCAAAGACUCACAUUGCUCUCAAAACCAAUGACCAAAGCUAAAAAAGCUACUAGCAUUGGUAGGAGGUGCCAGCAUUGUGGGGUCGACAAGACCCCACAAUGGCGUGGGGGUCCUACGGGACCUAAGACGUUGUGCAACGCUUGUGGGGUCCGGUAUAAGUCUGGAAGGUUGUUACCCGAGUAUCGCCCAGCGAAUAGUCCUACUUUUUCAGCGGAUUUACAUUCAAAUUCUCAUAGGAAAGUAUUGGAGAUGAGAAAGCAAAGGAUUAUGGAGUAGCAAAAUAUUCAUCAAUAUAGGCAGGUUAUUUAGUGGUCAAUCUAUGGCAUAUUUUUUCUAGCUUUUCUUUUUUAGCAAGUACCCUCAGACCUCACUCGUGGGAUUUCACCGAGUAUGUUAAUUCUUUUUUAGCACAAUUAGUAUGGAGUCUAGGUUUGUUUAAUAGCUAGAAGGUUACUGAACUAUUUGUUUUGAUUUCCAUCAAAAUCUACAAGGGAAUUUCCAGGUUAACCUAUUUUGGUUAUGCUUUUGGAACAAAAUAAAAAACAUGCUCCAAUCAAGGAUUUGAAAAA